Lodderomyces pseudojiufengensis is the source of this 4470-nucleotide messenger RNA. Its product is annotated as TGL1. The transcript has 4 exons. NCBI's taxonomy places the organism in Eukaryota, Fungi, Ascomycota, Pichiomycetes, Serinales, Debaryomycetaceae. The record is from RefSeq and is a predicted model, not a curated record. The coding region runs from base 1 to 4470 and encodes 1489 amino acids.
AUGCCAAUACCAUUUAUAGGAAGGUUGAGUCUAUCCGACUGGCCUGUGAUAAUAGUGUCUUUCACUUUAGCAUGGUUUGAAUUUAUAGUAUCAGUUAUAACGAAUUUAUUACCAAUACCAAUAAUUAAAUUAUUCACCUUUAUAACUAAACAAAUAUUCAGAUUUACUCCGAAUCCAAUAGAUUUGAUAAUUGGUCCACAAGUAAAGGAUGAAAGCAAUGUAAUCGAAAAAGAAAAUUUCAAAUAUCAAUACCUCAAAGCAAAAGACUUAUCCAAAGGUUCAAUAAGCAAGAAAAAUUAUGAAAGUAUGAUUGAGAUGUUGAAUGCUGACAAAAUUCAAGACAUGGUUAAAUUAUUUGGAUAUGAUGUUGAAAGUAGAAUAGUUACCACAAAAGAUGAUUACUUAUUAACAAUACACCGUAUCAAAUCCUCAAAUCCAUCGAGCUCGAGAGUCCCAAAUGGUAAAGUUAUUUAUUUACAUCAUGGACUAUUAAUGUGCAGUGAAAUAUGGGUUACCAUGAUUGAGAAAUACCAAAAUUUACCUUUCAUAUUGUAUGAUUUGGGUUACGAUGUUUGGUUGGGGAAUAAUAGAGGUAAUAAAUAUAGUCAGAAACAUUUAUUUUACAAUUUAAACUCCACCAAGUAUUGGAAUUUUUCAUUAGACGAGUUUGCUAUUUUUGAUAUACCAAAUACUAUAGAUUAUAUAUUAAAUGCAACCAACAAAGAAAAGUUAACUUAUAUUGGUUUUAGUCAAGGAAGUGCACAAGCGUUUGCGAGUGUUUCAAUAAAUACAGAAUUAAAUUCUAAAAUAGAUCAAUUAAUUGCAAUAUCACCUGCAACAACUCCACAUGGAUUAUAUUCAAAAUUUUUAGAUAUAUUGUUAAAAUCAUCACCCAAUAUUAUAUAUUUGUUGUUCAGUAGAAAAGUUUUAAUGCCAUCUUGUAUAUUUUGGCAAAAGAUCAUGUACCCUCCAUUAUUUGAUAAAAUGAUUGAUAUAUCCAACUAUAUGUUAUUCAAUUGGAAAGCUUAUAAUAUUUCAAAAUUACAAAAAUUAGGUAGUUAUGCUCAUUUAUACUCAACAACAAGUGUCAAAUGUGUAGUUCAUUGGUUUCAAGUAAUGAGAGCUAAAAAUUUUCAAAUGUAUCAUGAUGUAACACUGUCUGGUUUAAAUCCAAUAAGUUAUCCUUUAAAAAAUAUUGAUAUUCCUAUACAUUUAAUUUAUGGAACAACUGAUUCCUUAGUGGAUAUUGAUGUAAUGAAAAAUCAAUUACCUUCAAAAACAACUACAUCAUUUGCAGUAGUUGAUCAUGAACAUUUGGACAACUUAUGGGGAUUUGACGUAUAUGAGGUCGUUUUUAAACAAGUUUUGAAAUACUUGGGGGAAGAUUUGAACGAAGUUAAUCUGAAAUUAUUCCGACAAAAUGCAGAUAGUAAAUUCAUUGAGGAUAUGAUUGAUAAUUCUAUUGAUAUUGAUAACUUCAGAGAAGUCGGUGAGACUUCUGUAGUUGUGGACGGAAAGAUGAUAAAACCUGUCUCUUCUGAAUCAUACCUAAAACAAAUAAAUAACAAUAGCGGGAUAAGAAAGGAAAGUUUGAAUGGUAAAAAUGAUGAUGUAUUACAAACAAGGUCUAAUUCCUCAACAUUUGUAGACGGACAUCAAUCUUUUGGUGGAUCAAGCUCAGUGUUUACGUACGAUCUGAAUUUUGAGUCUCAAGAAAGAACAGUUACAGAAAAAGAUCCAGAUUUUUUUAAAUUCAAGUUUUUCACGAAUAGAGGUCUACAACAUUGUGAGUUUGGGAGAAAAGAUACAUCCAAACUAAUACAGAAUCAUGAUACAUUUGAGGUAAAUGAAUUCCAUCCAAGUAAAUUGUUAAGUAAAGUCAAGUCUAAAAUACCAAGAUCAAUCAAUAAUGAAAAACCGAUUGGUGUCAGCCAAACAAGCACAGAAUCAGACCAAAGGGAUCCUAUAUUGAAUGAUUUGUCAAGAUUACAACCUCAUGAAGCAGAAUUUACAAUUAAAGAAACAUAUGACGAUGACAUGGUUGAUUAUUCAGCAAGUUUACAAGAAUUAUUAUAUUUAUUAGUUGAAGAGAAGCAGAUUGAUGAUCAUGUUAGAAUGAAUAUCGAGCAGUCUUUGGUUGAUAUAAUUUCAUACCUUCCCAUCGUUGAAGAUGAAAAUUUUGUACCAGAAUCAUUAUCAAAACCCAAAAAAGAUUUGUCACGUAAACAAAAACAAAAUAUUCCCAAACCAUCUCAAGCAUCAUUAAUGAAUUAUCCAAAUUCUUAUUUAUCACGAAUAGUGAUUGAUAAUUUCGAAUUAAUCAUGAAGUUUUCAACUACUUAUUUUAAUUUAUCGUUAAGUUCAAAAGUAACAAAAUAUCUUGUUGAAUUAAUAUAUCAAUUACAUUAUUGGGAAAUAGUUCAUUUAACUCAUUUAAAAAAAGAUCAAUUUUCAAAUUUUUUAAAAUUAAUUGGAUUUGAUAUUAUUGAAACUUUAUUUGGAAAAAUUAUAAAACCACCUGAAAAUUAUUUAAAUGAUGAUAUGUUACAAGGAUUACAAUAUCCUUUCCCAUACCCAUUUUAUAAUUAUAGUUACCAUUCUUUUAAUUCAAGGGCAGAAGAUAAUAAAUGGGAGAAUGUAAAUAUAAAACCAUAUAUUGAUUUAAGAUUGAAAAAAUCUCCUAUAUUGAAUGGGAAAAAAAGAGGAAGAAAAUUGAAGAAGAUAUAUCUUGAUGAAAAUAAUGAUGAUGAGCCACGAGUAAAACGUAAAAGAGGUAGAAAAAGAAAAGCUUCAACAACAGCAUCAAGCUUAGAGCCGGAAAAUAUUGAUUUGAGAGAACUGAAUACACCAAGCAUUCUCGACUUUGGUGAAGAAACUGAUGAUAACGAUCUUAGUGGGACAAUGAGUAAUUCAGAAUCAUUGGAUGAUGAAGAUGUUGAAGAUGAUUCUAAAGUACAUGGAAUGGUUAAUUCGGAGAUCGAUCAAACAGAAGAUGAAAUAUUUGAUGCUGAAGAUGAUGAAGAAUUUGUUAAAGUCAACCGACCUAGUAGAAAAACAUCAACUUCAACGAUUGAAACUCAGUCUAAAAACAACUUAAAUGCUAACUCAAAAUUAAUUUCAGGAUCUGGAAGUCAAAGAAAAUCAUCAACUUCACAAAUUUCCAAGAAACGAGGUUCAUCUUUAUUAAAUACUACUAAUUCUAACGAAAAAAACAAAACUGAAACGCAGGCUAAACAAAAUAAGUCAACAGCCAAGAGACCAAUAUUAAAAGGUAGUGAAAGCUACGAUAACAACGCUCAAAUAACUAGUAAACAAAUACCAGCAGAACAUUUUAUCAACAAUGGUGGUAAAGUUCCAGAUUUUUUAUUAGAGGAAGAUGGUACUGAUCAAUCUUUACAAAAUUUACGAAUUGAUGAAAGCAAUCCAGAUUUCUUAAUUACUGAACGAGGUAAAAGAAUACCAAGAACAGGAAUAAUUCAUCAAUGUCAUUUACAAGAUCCAACAACAAAUUCAAAAUGUUUUAAAAUAUUUUAUGGUAAAAAUGAAUUAUUAAGACAUCAAGAAUUUGUUCAUGCAACUAAGAAAAAAAUUUAUAAAUGUAUAUAUUGUCAAACACAAGGUCAUAAAAUUCAAAGUUAUCCUCGUCAUGAUUCGUUAGCUAGACAUAUUAGAAGAAAACAUGGUAUAACAGGUAAAGAAAAUAAAGAAGCAGUAAAUUAUGCUAAAGAACAUUGUGAAAUUAUUGAUGAAAUUAAAUUUCCAAUAGUUAAUAAAAAUCAAACAAAUUCUUCUUCAAAUGCAUUACAACCUGGUGAAAUUCCAUUAAGUGAAAUUCAAAAAAUGAGUUUAACUUUAGUUAGAAAAAGAAAUUUAGGUAAAUCAUCAGAAUCUAAAAGUAAAAAAUCAUCUUCAGAUUCGUUGGUAGAGCAACCACAACAAUUGAAACAACAACAGCCUCAACUACAACAGCAAAAUCAGCAACAACAACAUCCAAUAGAAGGAUCAUCUUCAUCUUCCUUUCCUUUGUCACCUCAAAAUGACACUGAAAAAAGUAAACAAAUCGAACACGAUGAUCUGACUGGCAAAAGUAAACCAAACAAAUCAAUAUCACCACAAGUUGAAGAUAAACAACAAAGUAAAGAUAAUAAUAAUAAUAGUAAUGAUCAAAUAAAUGAAAUUCCUAUUUAUUCAAGAGGAAAAUCAAAUAAAAAUUCGAUUGUAAUGAAUUUAAGUUCAGAUGAAAUUAAAUCACAAGAUUCUAAUAAACCAACUAUUAUAAAUUCAAAAAAUAAUGAAAAUAAUGAAAAUAAUUUAAAACCUUUUUCAAUUCAUAUGGGUCCUAAUUCAUCAAAUCAAGAAUCAAAUCCUACUAAACAACCAUCUCGAAUAUUAAAACCUAUUAAUAUACCAGUUUUUGAAGAUACUGAAUCAAAAAAUGAAUCAUUAAGUGAAUCUAGUUUAGAUGAAUAG